Molecule: messenger RNA, 1704 nt
Organism: Sclerotinia borealis F-4128
Lineage: Eukaryota; Fungi; Ascomycota; Leotiomycetes; Helotiales; Sclerotiniaceae
Source: the annotation of a GenBank genome assembly
AUGAAACCUUCAAUUCUUCGAGCAUCCAUCAUCAAAAGAACCAUACGCGCUUCUACAACGCGCUAUUGGCUACAAACACGAAAGCCCAUCAUCGCACAGUCACAACCACGAUAUAAAUCAAGUGGUUCCAAUCCCGAAAAACGUAAUCCUGAGAAGGAACCACAUUAUAAUCAUUGUCACAAUACUCGAGGAGAUUCAUCAUCACAUGAUGGAUCCCUCAAUCUCAGAGCGAAAAUGCUCGAGGCAGCAGUAACAGCCUUUGCAUCUCUCGUCGUUCUCGGAACAGGGUUCGGCUUAGGAGGUUAUCUCUACCAUAGAUUCUACAAAUGGAUGGUUAUUCACAAGAUGGAAAUUGCUUUUAAACCAGGUGAUCCAGUCCUCGACCUCGCCGCCACUACAAAACAGGUCCCCAAAAAGCGUACAGAAGCAGCUGAAGAUGAUGAACACUGGAUACAUCGUGCCGAGCAAGAGAAGAUUGAUCAAAUCGUGAAUGGCGAAGAUCGUGGACACUAUCAUCUGUUGAUUGGAGAAAAAGGUGUUGGAAAAUCUAGUAUGUUGCUUGAAGCUAUGCAAAAGAUUGAUGGUGAAGGGGUUAGUAUGUUUGAAGCACAUGCAGAUCCUGAGAUUUUCAGAGUACGUCUAGGAAAAUCCCUCAAUUUUGAGUUCAAUGAGGAUUAUAUCGGAUCAUACUUUUCUGAAAGAGGACCAAGGGAUAGUACAGCGUUAUUGGAUAUCGAACGAGCAAUGAAUAAAUUGGAGAAGGUUGCAUUGAAGAGACGAAAUUCGGGACGUGGACCUCUUAUUGUGAUCAUCAAUGCGAUACAUCUGCUCCGAGAUGAUGACAAUGGCAAGGACCUACUUGAGCUUUUGCAGCAGCGUGCUGAACAAUGGGCCGCAUCUAACCUAGUCACCAUGGUUUUUAACAGCGAUGACUAUUGGGUCUACGAAAGAUUGAAGCUACUGGCAACCCGUAUGGAGGUCACCACCAUUCCAGAUCUUCCACGAGGGCUAGCAUUGUCCGCUCUUCAAAGAUAUCGCCAAAAGUACUAUUCUGAAACACCUUCAUCGCAAAUACUACAUGAAGUCUACAACCGAGUUGGUGGUCGUCUGACGUUCCUGAAUCGAGUCGCCAAAUCCUCGGACAUGCUUGAAACAUGUAAUGAUAUCAUCGAUACCGAACGAAGAUGGUUCCUAAAUCAAUGCUGGAUCUUAGGAAUGGAAAUGGAUGAUGAUGUUAUGGAUCAACAAAAAUAUGCCUCCGCAGCCAUGGUCUUAGCCCACGCACUCGUCGCCGCCGAAAAGGACACUCCAACCUACAUCGAUGAUGGAUCCCACAAUAUCCCUGAAAUCCCUUUACACAAAGCUCGUCAGAUUAUGACUCGAGCAGAUUUUAUCCAACAAUAUGAUCACGUCAAUCUUUUUACAAUCACAUCGAAUGCCAUGGUCCGAGCUGAUUCUGUACCGAUGCAACAAGCUUUCCGCAGUAUCUGCGCCGAACCAGGAUUUGAUGAACAUCUCGCGAGGACUUUGCAGAGAAUUGACGAUAUAGAAAGUUUAGGCAGGACGAGGGAAAUCGUUGCGAAGGAUUUGGUGUUGGGUGGGAAGUAUAAGAUUACGAUGAGUGAUGGGGAGAAGAAAGGAUCGAAGGUUACGGAGGUAACUUUGGAGAAGAAGCCGGAGGAGGAAGAUGAUGAUGAUGAAUAA